AUGUAUCGGCCGGAUCUACUGGCAUUUCUACUGCCUCUGCUGGCUGCGCCAGUAUUUGCUGCAGAGACACUCGACUGUGGAAAGAUUCGUGCGGAUGGACACACGUUCGACCUUUCCAAGCUUGGCGGACCGCAUUCAGUUGUGACGACGCGAUACAAGCCCAACCCAGCCGGACACUACAACACAACUUAUACAUUAGACGUUUGUAAGCCGUUGAAAAAGAGCGGAGGAAGCAAGUCGGAAUGCCCAAACGGCACUCGAGUUUGCGCCAUCACACAUCUUCUCAAGUCUGACGGAGACAAGAAAGAGGAGGACGAGGUUACGGACAUCGUCGCGAUCGCAGGAAACCUCGAGAACGCCGGUGGAUCUCGAUUCGAAUGGACACCUACAAGACUUAGCACGGCCGAGUCGAACUCUGACAAGAAGAAGGAGGGUUUACGGCUUGUUCUCACGGGAGGCAAGGAUCCUUUAUCUGGCCCUUCCAAAGAGAAGACCGACCAAAAGGCCAUUAUUGAGUUCCUUUGCGACCCCAACAAAGAAGGAACAGAAGGCGAGUGGGUCUCUGAGGAAAAGUACGAGAAACGAGCCGACGAAAAGAAGGACGAUGGCAAGAAGGACGAUGGCGGUGACAAGGAUGAGGGCGAGUCUACCCUCGAGCACCAACUCAAGCAUGAGAAUGCUUCCCUUAUCUGGGAUGGCUUUGAAGUUGAGAAGGAUAUAGGAAUUCUGCGCUUGACAUGGCACACCAAAUAUGCCUGCGAAAAGCGAGAGGAGAGCGGCGACGGCGGUAGCGACGAUGGCGGAGACAACUCCAGUUCCCACUGGGGAUUCUUCACCUGGUUUGUUCUCAUCGCUUUCUUGCUCAUUGCUGGUUACCUCAUCUUCUCGUCCUGGAUCAACUUCACCCGCUACGGCGCCCGAGGCUGGGAUCUUCUCCCCCACAGCGACACCAUCCGCGACAUUCCUUACCUACUCAAGGAUUUUAUCCGCCGGAUCCUAAACACUGUGCAGGGAACGGGCAGCCGAGGCGGAUACAGUGCAGUCUAA
Messenger RNA from Fusarium pseudograminearum CS3096, 1047 nucleotides. RefSeq lists its product as uncharacterized. The coding region runs from base 1 to 1047 and encodes 348 amino acids. The transcript has 3 exons. NCBI's taxonomy places the organism in Eukaryota, Fungi, Ascomycota, Sordariomycetes, Hypocreales, Nectriaceae. The record is from RefSeq and is a predicted model, not a curated record.